Molecule: messenger RNA, 1158 nt
Organism: Pseudovirgaria hyperparasitica
Lineage: Eukaryota; Fungi; Ascomycota; Dothideomycetes; Acrospermales; Acrospermaceae
Exons: 2
Coding region: 208-894 (228 amino acids)
Source: RefSeq, a predicted model, not a curated record
CCCGAAACUGGGCCAAGUUUGCUAAAUAUAGCAUCAUACUGUAUUGCACCCGGACGCCUUUGAAAUCGUAAUCUUUUUUUGGUAGCACAUCGUUAGCAUAGCCCAUGAAACAUGUUUGAUGAUACACAGGGAUGAUUCUAAGCAAUGUAUAGUAUAAAACCUGUUUGGUCAAGCUAGAGGGCUGCUUGGGAGAUACUUCGUACAACGAUGGAUGACCAGUCUUGCCGUCCAAAUAUGAGUAUCUACAGCAUCACGCCUCCAGACAGCGAAGUUGCGCUCUGUGCUGGUGGCCCUGACAACCUUAAUGCCACUUGGGAGAAUUGGACCUUUCCUUCGAGCUCUCCACCGGCGAUCUUAUAUCGAAACAACCUAGGGUCUGGACACAUGACAGCUGAUUCCUCCGACUUGUUCGCUGACGUCAAUGAAUACUCCUUUGAGCCGGACUUGAAUCUUCUGAGGGCACAAUGUCAAUCUCCGUGGCCAAUCGAGUUCCAACAAGAAAACUGGGAGUCGCUGCAGGAGACGACCGCAACAUGGAACACCACGUCAGAAGAUAUCUCUUGGAGAGAAUGUGAGCCUCGGGUCGUCCAGACAGACCCAUAUCAUGGACUCCCUGAGCAGGUAGCAUUGCUCGAGCUUCGUAUGACCCAGGAAGAGUAUUGGACAGAUCAGCUCCAGCUCUGUUCUACUCGGCUGGAUGCUCGAGCAUUUGACUUGGAAAAGAAGUCAGGUUCCUAUCAAGGCAGGAUUGACUGCCUGGAGGAGAAAGUAAUUGCACUAGAGGGAAGCAGAGAGUUGCUACAGCAAAGCAACGCACAACUCGAAAAGCAGAUGAAUUCUGCAUCAAAGCAGAUUGACCGGCUCACGGAGCAGAACACGGCGCUCCGGUGGUAAGUUGACUGUGCUCUACCUGUCCCCGCAUGAGGUCUCAUGGGCUGAUGGUACACGAAGGGAUCUCGAUAGCGUAAAAACGUAUCUCGAGCAGUUCCAGGACUGACUGUCGGUGAUGGCAUUCAUAGUUAUCUACAGACAGGUCCCUAUCGUAAUUAUCUGAGAGCUGUAUAGCUGCAUAAUAUAGUUCAGCCUAAGAUAGCCUGUUGCAUUGUGCUUUGACGCCUUAUGUAUCCGAAUUCGACGUAGGUUUCCGAAUUCAGCUAG